Lactuca saligna is the source of this 1314-nucleotide messenger RNA. The record is from the annotation of a GenBank genome assembly. NCBI's taxonomy places the organism in Eukaryota, Viridiplantae, Streptophyta, Magnoliopsida, Asterales, Asteraceae.
AUGGUGAACUGGAGGAUUAGGCAAGAAUGGGAGGAAUACGAUCUCCAAAGCUCAUACGCUGACAAUCCAUGUAUGUUCUCGAUACGAUUGAACUAUGGUGGAGUUUUUACGAAGUUUCCAGGCCGCAAAUACAUAAAGGGGAAGAUGAAAUAUAUUGAUGGCAUUGAUAGUGACUUGUUCUCGGUGCAUGAUAUGGACGAGAUAAUGGAAUUGCUUGGUUGUGUGGAACCAGGUAAAAGUAUUUAUUAUCAUUUCAAACGACCAACCUGUGAUUUAGAUUUUGGGUUAUAUGCUUUGGGUUGUGACGAAGAUAUAAACCACUUUAGGUCAUACGUGUAUGAACACAAGGUGAUAGAAGUGUAUACAGAGUUUUGGGAAACCAAGCUCCAUACGUAUCAAAUGUCCCCAAACCCUGCAAAGAUAAAGAUACACGAAAUUCCUGAGUCCCUUUGUCGUAAAAGCUUGUUAUUGACAUGGUCAAAUUCAGGGGAUUGUCCUAGUGAAGAAGCCCCUGUUUUUGAGAAUGUAGAAACUAUGGACGAACCCCCUAGUACAUUACUUGAAACAACCUUGGAACAACCCCUUGUUACAUUGAGUGAAACAGUUGAGUCAACCCCUGCCUAUAUACCAAGAAUUGAAAGCCCUUUGACUGAACCAAUGAUAGGAAGCACAUGUCCUAAUGUUGAUGGUGAAGACAGUCAAGCUAGUAAAGACAGUCAUGAUAGUGAUGACACUGAAGAUAGUGAAUACAGUCAAGAUAGCGAUUACAUAGUUGAUGAAGAUAAUUUGUUAGAUGAUCCAGAGGUUGAUAUGAAGAACUUUCACCUCAACAUUGACAAAGAGGUGGAGUGGGUUGGAAGUUUUCCUGAUGAUCGAGAUGAAGCAGUAGAAGGUGAUGAAGAAUUAGAGGUUAUAAACACUGAAGAAUUUGUAUCUGCAUCUUCAUCAGAUGAGGGUGAAGCUAGUAAAAAAAGGAAGAAGAUAAGAGAUUUACGAAGAGCACAUAAGAAUGAAGCAGCUGCUAUCAAAGAUCCAUUUUACAUCCACCAGACUUUUAGCACAGCCAAGGAAACCAAAAAAAAGAGAAGAAGAUCUGCAACAGAAGAUGAUGGAGUGUCCACAAAAUGGAAAUCUGUAACAUGCACAAAAUGUGGAAAUGUGGGCCAUAAUGGAAGGACCUGCAAGGGACAAUCACAUACUGGGAAUGGAACAGGAGAAGGUGCAGCAGGGAAUACAACAGGAGAAGGUGCAGCAGGUAGCAGUGGUGGUGUACAAAAUGGAGUUGGGAACAAAGGAAAAAGCCCCAUGCUUUGA